GCAACAGGGUCGCGUGGGAGAAGCCGUGGCCCUGCUGGAGGAGAGUCUUCGCUACGACGCCACCAACAGGGACGCCGUCUCAGCCUUGGCAGGGUUGUAUGGAGACGCCGGACGCCCUGCCGAGGCCGAGAACCUGCACCUGGCUCUCCUGGGGGCGAGGCCGACGGACCCUGUCGUGCAUAACAACUACGCGGCGUUCUUGCAGAGGAUAGCAGCCCUGAGACACUACGAGGCGGCGCUGGGACUGGACCCUGAACACACGGUCGCCCUCGUCAACACGGCCCGUCUUAUGAGGACACUGGAUCACAACAAGGCAAGCGGAGAUCCUGUAUAA
This is a messenger RNA of Penaeus vannamei (Pacific white shrimp), 334 nucleotides long. The record is from RefSeq and is a predicted model, not a curated record. NCBI's taxonomy places the organism in Eukaryota, Metazoa, Arthropoda, Malacostraca, Decapoda, Penaeidae.